Brassica rapa (field mustard) is the source of this 1173-nucleotide messenger RNA. RefSeq lists its product as uncharacterized. The record is from RefSeq and is a predicted model, not a curated record. Lineage: Eukaryota; Viridiplantae; Streptophyta; Magnoliopsida; Brassicales; Brassicaceae.
AUGACGAUCAGUGAUGAAACUGUCAUUACAAAUUCCGACAUAAUUGAAGAUGACAUCUUUCUAUCUCUUGCCAAAUACGAAGACAUCAUUGAUGGGACCUUAAAGACCCACUUCCUUAUCGAUGUCAUGGGAAAAAUUGUAAGCCUUGAACCAGUUCAAACAGUGCAAGUGAAAGGAGAAGACCGGAAGAAAGUUCAGUUUCGUUUGGUUGACUCAAGUGGUAAGGACAUUUCAUGUUGCUUGUGGGGAAAAUAUGCUGAGCAAUUGGAGAGUUAUGUUGAAUGUGAACAACCACUGAUCUGUUUGAUCAGAUUCGCCAAAAUAAGUUUCUAUAGAGGUGAGGUGCAAAUAACAAAUGCAUUUGAUGCAUCCAUUGUUUAUCUUGAUCCAACAUUGAAAGAGACAUUACAGUUCAAGGAAAAGCUGAUGGAAGACAAUCUCCCUCUUUCUCUUAUUGAGAAGAGAAAUGGUAAGAAAGAGGUGGAGAACUGUAAAAUCAUUUGUUCAAUAGAAGCUAUUGACACUGAUUGGUCGUGGUUCUAUUUUGGGCAUAAAGGUUGCAAACAUCGUGCUAUUAAAACUGGUAAGAUUGUGCCUGAAAGGUCAAACAAUGAUAACAAACAACUCUGGCAUUGUGGGAAAUGCCAAGCUAACAUCACUGAAGUGGUACCUGUAUUCAAGCUUCAUUUGAUUGUGAGGGAUGACACAGAAACAUGUAAGUUGAUGCUGCUUAACACUGUUGGUAUGACCAUUGUUGGACAUGAAGCUGUUGAUCUGUGGGAUGGCUCCAAUGAUGAGAUUGAAGAUCCAGACCAGCUACCAGAACCUAUCAGAGAUUUAGUUGGAAAAUCUUUUUGUUUUGGCAUUUCUGUAAGCUCUGACAAUGUGACCAAUGAGGCAGAAACAUUUAAAGUUCUUGAGGUCUGGUUUGGAAAUGAAAUUCUUCAAGUGGAAUCCCAAUCCGAGCCUAACUCAAUGAUUGGCACAUCAUCUUCUACCAUGUCUUCGUGUGAUGUGCUCUUUCUGGAAGAUGCAAGCCAUAAUGAAUCAGAAGAAUGCAAAACACCUUUCACAAAACGCAAAGAGGAAGAUGCUGAUCUUCCAGACAAAACAUCAACUUCUAAAAAGUUGUGCCGAGCCUCAAUUAAAGUGGAAAAGGAGAAGGAAGAGUAA